CAGAGUGACAGGAGAAGGGCCACUCCCAAACAAAUCCAGCUUCUCCCACCGAGCACAGAUCCUGCACUGUAGUAGAGGAAACAACUCAGGAAGCGGAAAAAUGUGCAGCACAGGCAGUUAUUAUUCAGCUGUCGUUACUACAGGUACACCAUAAAACCAGUGCUGGAGUUUUUAAGUAUAUUUUCUAUGUAGCCAUUAGCUUACCCUUGGAAAAAAACUAACAUUUAAUUCACAUUUAAUUUGCACUGAAAUGUAAACAAACACACACACACACCCCAUUCGCUAAUUAUCGCAUUCAUUUAUCUCAAAGUGUUUUUUUUUUUUUUUCUUUUUUUUUUUUCAAUUAAAUCAACAACCCGCUUUUUGGAACAUAAUCUUACUGCUAUAUAAACUUACUGUUUUGGGCAAACUUCUAGAUUUCUCCACUAGAGGGUAGCGUAUUUCAAAUGUACAAACAACAGUACAGCUUGUUGUGCGAAAACACUUUGUGCUCAUUUUUCAGAGUUCUGAUUAACAUGCAUAGCACAACUGUGAGCCUGUGAAAUGUUCCCCGACGUAUCGAUGUGUAAUUCAUAAGCUGAGUGACUGAGCUGUUCAUCAAAGUGCAGAAAGUCACACCCAAGUUCGAUUUUAUGCACAGUUAAUCAAUCUGACUGGGAACAGCUGAGUGUCAAGAUGACACUUUAUCCAGUAAAUGAGAUUGUCCGAAAUUUCAUGAUAACAUCAGAUCUCUUUUCCCCUGAGGAAUAAAAUAUAUAAUUUUGAAGUGGGUUGCAAUGCUUUGGUUUUACCAUUAAAUAACAUGAAGAAACAUGAUGACCUUUAAACCAUUCAAAGACUGUAAAAAACAGUGAGUCUAUGGUAAACUGUGGUCAAGGUCUCUAAGGCCUAAAUAUGAAAUAAUGAAGACAAAAAGUAGGUUGGAAAAAUUAUGAAAAAUGCAGAUUGAAAAUAAAUCAUUAUAAUUAACGUUGAUGUUACUUUUUAAUUAUUUAAACAUUUUUAAUUUCAUUCCCAUAUUUACACCGUGGUAAUAUAUCAAAUAACUUUAAUAGUGUGCUAAGACCUUCUGUUGACGUCUUUAUUGUUACUAUUUAUUGGUGAGUUAAAGCCCAACUGAAUAGACUUGUGGGAUUAUGCAGUGCUGCAGAACAUCAGGAGAUCUGAGGGAGCUGUAUCCCAUCCUUAUCAGUAGACAGCAGGCUCUUUAAGCUAAGCGUUUCACCACCCAAACAUCGCCCUGCCGCACGCCCACUGUGUGGGUGUCACAUCUAUCUUCCCGCAGACCUGGUGAUCAAAAAAUGUGUGGAGGGAGAAGAUAUGAAAUGUUUUGAAGUCGGCUGCCUUUUCACCACUGAUCUUUAGGUUUACUGCUCAGCAGGCCACCACAGCAGACUGUCAGAGUCAGAGUGGAGUGACAACAAAAUAAGAUAAACAAGCCUCUGUUCAGUCAUUGCUUUUUUUGUUUUUUGUAUUGAGUAAUAAUACCUUUUUAUAAUAGGUCAUCACAAGUGUGAUUUUAACUGGGGACUGAGUUGUUUAUAUCUGGAAAUAUGGAAAAAUCAAUAGAUCAUGACUUUUCAGGCCCUAAUACUCCUGCAGGUGAAGCUUGUUCGGAAGAUAUCAAAGAGCAGGCCACUGCUGCUGGGUCAAGGUCAGCAUCACAUCCUACAGAGGACUACCUGUCACAGCCCAAAACCGUCUCUGAAGCUGUGGCACAUCAUGAACAGAGGAGGGCGCUGUUUCAAGCCGAAUCGUCGCAGUCCAAAGGCAUCGACAGCACAGUUUUACAGAGAGAACUCGGACCUUCAGCUGCUCCUGAGCACAGACGAGAAUCACUAUUCCACGUGGAAAGCAAAGAGCAAGCAAUUACAAGGCAAAGACAACUGUCACGUCAAAUGAUGGAGGAGGUUGAACAACUUUUGAAGGUGACACAGAGACAACAACGAGAAAUCAGAGAACUAAGGAUAAAAACAGAGCAGCAGCAGGAGGAUAUGGACAGACUGGCAGCUGAAAAACACAAUCAGUCUUUAGAAAUGAAAACCCUGAGAGGAAAAAUGGAAGACACCUUUGAAAAAGGGAAUGUAAACAAACAUGAAGCUGAUAGGGAAGAAAAGAAACUCCUCAAAUUGCAUGCAGAGAUUUGCCAAGAAAGGGAAACUCUUGACAGAAUGCGUAUGGAAAUCAUCACUCAGAAAAACAGGACGGGGAAGCACGAGCAGAAAGUCACGGGCAAUGUUACUGAUUCAACUCCGGUGAAUGCUGUCCACAAAAACAUUCAACUCCUGAUUCAGGCAAAAGUGGCGACAGAACAAGAGAAGACGACGUUAGAACAUGUGAAACAAGAGUUAGUGAGGAGUAAAAACUGUGUUCUACAACAUCAAGAUCAAGUCGCAGACACCAGACGUAAGCUUACUGUGUAUUUCAACAAAGUGAAGCAUCUCAGAGACGGGAUCUUUACUGAGACAGAGCAGAAGGAUGAGGACGCAUUUGACAGUUCAAAGGUUAAACUAGGAAAUAUCUGGAGGGAGAUGAAUAACAUUUGGGAUGUGCUGGAGGAUGGUGAAAUGAAAGGUUCCGUGAAAGAUGAAAGUGAAAAUGUGAAAUCUGAAUCUUUAAGACGUGAUGCAGAAUCCAAAACAAAUGCUGAGUUACAGAAUAAAAGCAACUCACUGAAAUGUAUGAGCGAAAGCAUCGAGAGACAAAAAAGGGAACUUGAUGAAAAAUCAGAACAGACCAGAAAAGAACUCAGGGAGUUGGAGGUGCUAAAUACUGAGAUAGAAAUGAAGAAGAAGCACCUGGUGAAAAUGAUCAGAGUGAGCCGUAGAAAAAAAGACACGAGCAGAACGAUGGUGGAACAGCAGUCACAGCAGCUGGAUGGAACAGAUGACACGCUGAGAGAAGAUGUUCAGCAAAAGAAGAGAGCCUUCGCAGAAGAGAUGAAGUGGAGACCAUUCCAAGAGCAGAAGAAGAAGGAAAAGAUGGAGCAGCGUCAGAAAGAGGAGACUAAACAUGCAUUCAAUAACACAGUAAAUACUGCUGUGACUUCAGGUCAGGUGAAAGGCAGUACACGAGAGGCCGUGACAGAGAUUAAGAACACUAAAGUGAAAAUGAUGCAAGUCCAAGAGCAGAUGGAACGGAACAACGACGAGGUCAAACAAAUCAUGGACAAGCUGAGGUUGUUGAGAGCUCGGGUCAACAGACGGACGCCAACAGAACCGACCGCCGGACAUCAUUUGUCAGCCAUGGCAUCACAUCCUCACGAACUACAACAGGAAACAGAGAGAGGUUAUCACGUGGAUCAGAGACAGGUGGUUCCAGCAGAUGAAGACGGAGCAGAAGGUGAGACUGUCCAAACAUCUGUGUCUUCACAGCUCCAGGAUGAAGAGCGGAGUGGAUCGGGACGUCAGCUGCUUCGUUCCGUGGACUCAGAUGAACUCUACUGCAGUUACGCUCAGAUGCAAACAGAAAUCGGUGAAGCAACGUUGUUAGAUGACUAUCAGACAGAAUUAAAAGCAAAUGUGAGACAGAGGGAGGAAAUACAGAGGCAGAUAAUCAGUCUGAGGGAAAGUGAGGAGAAAAUAAAUAGUCAAAUGAAGAAAGAUGUGGAGAACGUGAAAGAAAAAACUGAAGAGAUUAAAAGUUUAGUCGAGGAUUUAAUGAAACUGCACAGUCAGAGACCAGCGGGUGGAGAACUGACAGUGGAGGAAGGUGGAAAUAUAGAGAGACCGUCGCACAGAGAAAAUGUAAAUGUUUUCCAACACCGUGUCACGACAGAAGUAACCAAUACGUUGAACUCUCUGAUAUUGGAAGUGAAAAAGCAAAGACAAAGUCAAGAUUGGAAAUCAGAUCCGCAGACUCAGAGAGAGAAGAUGGAAGGAGCUUCUGAUGAGAGGGACAAAACAGCAGGAUUCGAUUUCCACAGACUCAGAACAGAGAUGGUCAGAACGCAAGAACUGAUGAGUGAAGUAAAACUAGAAGUACAAAACCAACCUGCAGGAAUCAACGCUGACAAGAAUCAAAAGGAUGAAGCAAAUGAAACUGAGCGCUUUAUACAAGAUAUAACAGAAUUUCAGGAAUUUCUGAAAAUGGUAAAACUGUAUCUGAAAGAGCAGACGGGUGAUGUGAAGUCAAUAAAAAUGUCAGCGAGGAAGCAGAGGAGAGAUCUUGAUCAGAGGUUGGAGAAGACCUUAAGAGAGAGGGAUAUGUUGGAUCUUUUAAAACUGAAAAUACAGAAACAAAGUGAAGCGAUUCAGGAGCAGCUGGAGAAAAUAGCAGAAAUGACCAACAGUAUGAAGAAAACGGCUGUAAAGGCUAGAAAUAAAAGUGGCUGUGUAGAUAUAAGUAUCAAGAGGAGUCAAGUGAACCUGAGACAUUUAGAAGAUCUGAACUUCAACUUCACCAAUAAAGAAAAAUCCCUGAAACUCCAACUUCUUUCCGUAACCCAGCUUAGAGCCCAGCUGGACGAAUUCAAGACUCAAAUAAGAAGAACAACAGCUAUAGAAACCACUCAAACAGAGAGGGGAGAAAAUGAGAAAGAUGAUGAAGAGGAGCACAAAAAUAAAAGGUUGACAAAAAGCAGACGUGCCAAAAUUAAACGCCAAAAAGUCAGAAGUGUGACGCCGACAGAAGAGACAGAAGCAGAGAGGGAAACUGGCAAAAAAGCAAACGAGCAAGCUGAGGCAGAAAUACACGUCAGUGAGUCUCUGCAGAGGCAGAGAGAGGAACUGGAAGAUGAAGCACGGAAAAUCAAAAGAGAAAUAAGAGAGUCGGAGCUGCUGAAGUCAGAACUGGAAAUGAAGAGGAGAGAAUGUGAACAGGUACUGAGGAAAAUCACCAGAAAGAACGCAGAGAAUGACAUCAUGUGGAGUGAAAUACAAAGCCAAAAGGUAAUGCUGAGGAGGGAGACCAAAAAGAGGAGAAAGGAAUUAGAUCAGAGGUUGGAGAAAACCAUGAGAGCAAGAGAUGAACUGGAAAUACUGAGGUGGAAACUGCAACAAGAAAGAGAAGAAGUUUGUAGGCAGAGGCAAAUGAUGAGAAACUGGGAGAAGUUUAUAUUUUUAACACAGAGCUUAGAUUUCGGUAGCGUCCAAAACAUUCAACCACAGCUUCACAGUACUUUGAAAUCAAUAAGAGGAGACGUGGGAAUAAUGGAAAAUGUUAACCUUUACUUAAGGAACCAGAAACAUGAAGUGACCCUGUUACAAAGUGAGAACAGAACAAUGAGAGACAAUGUCAUCAAAAUGAAAACCCAGAUAAUGGCAGUGUUGAAGAAAAAGUCCUUACAGCCUGAGUUAGAGAACAGUGAAAUGGUUCAAAUGAAGGAGGACAUUAAACAACAAAACCGUGACCUUGAUGUCAAACUAGACAAGGUUAAAAGAGAGAGAAGAGAGCUGGAGUUGUUGCAGACACAGUUGGAGUUUCAACAAAAACAAAACCAACAUCUGAUCAGAAAAGGCCUUCGAAAAGAUCGGGAAAUAAAAGAGAAAUGGGCCGAAGUCAAAGAAGAAAGAGAUGCACUCAAGAGAGAGACGAGGAAGAGGAACAGAGAGCUGGACCAGAAGCUGGAGAAGAUCACCAGAGAGCGAGACGAGCUGGAAAUCCUGCAGCUGAGGCUCCAGAGGCAGAAGGACGACAGUGAGGUGGAGACGCAACAGAAACUAGACUCUACGACAAAAGUUACAAAUCAGCUUCAAACUCUACAGGAAAUCACUGAAACGCACAUGAAGACAUGUGAAGACUUCAGAAGACGUAGUGAAUAUUUAAACAAAGUGUUGAAGAACAAAGAUGGAAACAUUUCGGGACAGCAGAUGUUGAUGGAGGCAAGGCAGGAAGUGGAGGUGAUGAAGACACAAAUCAGAAGGACUAGAGAAAAAUUCAAACAUGCUUUGAAGAACAUGAAACAACAGCAGAUGGAGGUGACCAACGAAAAAGAUGGUAAAGCACUCGAUGGGAACUUUGCAAAACAAGAGGAAGGAAUUCAGAGACAACAUGAGUGUGAGAAACAAGAAGAGUCACUAAGAGCUGAAAAACUAAAGGAAGAACCCAGAAGCAAGAGAAAAGAUAAGGUAACUAGAAAUGAAUGGGAAAAAACACAGAAAGAAAAAGGAAAGAAAAAUGAGGAAACUGAGACUCCGAGAGAAGAUAGAGAAAAUCUGAGGGGCGUGACACACAGGCAGGACGUAGAACAUCUACUGGUUCCUGAGACGUUGACAGCGACAAAAGAUUUGAUAAAACUUAAGGCACAGCUGGAACAGAAGAAGGAGGAUCUGGAAAAGAUGAGUGCAUUUGAACAAAAACAUGCUGAAUUUGAUCUUCAGGGUAAACAGAUAUUGGUCAACUGUGACAUGGUCCACAAGAAGGUGAAUGAUCUCAGAGAAAUUUUAUCAGAUAUUGAAAGGCAAAGGAAAUAUGUGGAAAAUCAGCGUAAGGAGGAACUUCAGUUGAAAAAACACCAUUUACUCAAACCGAAGACCGAGUUAAGGAUCGACAGGCAAAAAAUGAACGAGACGAUGAAUACAAAGAAAGUGGAGCUUGAACUGAUGGCGUCCGUUGUUCAGCGGCAAACUGAACUAUUAGAACGAAAACAAAAAGGUUUGCGAAUCACAGAAACUAAGCUCAGAGAGACCAGAGAACAUGUGGACCGUCUGUCUGAUGAGACACACAGGCAGAAAAUCAUCAUCAGAGGAGACUGGGAAAAAAUAAGUCAAAUAAAAACACACAUGAACGGUGAAAGAGAAGUGCUGAUGUUAGAAAAGACAACAGUGAAAGGACGACUUUCUGAGCUGCAAAAAAGACACUUUGAAUUUCUGGACAGAAUAAAAUCACUGGAGGUCUUCAGAAUAAAACUGCGCGACCAAAGUGUAAGGUUGAACAAAAACAUAAACAAAAUGAUCACAUCAGAGCGGAACACAGACAGUGUUCCUAUGAUAGUCCAGGUUCUGGAGCAAAGUCAAAAAGCUCUAGAUUCACACCAAAUCACUCUGACAUCUUAUACUGAGAGGCUGACAAGAGGACAGGAAGGUUUGGACAGACGAAGAGGUCUGUUAGGACAAAGAUCACAGACAGAAGGCCUUGGAUUUAGGAGUGACGUGAUGGACCAAAGACAGGUGGACGUCAUGCUGAUGAUGUCUGUCAUGGAACAACAAGGUAAACUGUUGGAACGAGAGCGAAGAGGUUUGCAGCUGACGAAGGCUGAGCUCCAGAAGACAAACGUACACACGGACGGUCUACUUGAUGAGAUUAACAGAGAGAAAGACAACAUUAAAGAUCUGAAACUUCAGCUUCAGUCACAAAGAAACAAACUUCAGGAUGGGAUGAGCUCAGUAGCUGAAAAACAGAGAGAACAAGAACUGAAGGAGGAUGAGAUAAAAAAACAAAUGGAAGAACUCGAUAUCCAGAAUAAGUCAAUGAUAGCUGAAAGAGAAACACUACAGGGUUUGAAAAAGGACAUCGAUAAAAACAAACGUGAGGUGAAAGCUGCUCUGACGAACAUCAGCAACGAACGAGAGGAACUGUGUCAGAUGAAGAAACAGCUGGAACAGGACAGAGAAAUACUUGCGGAUGAAAAGAAAGAAGUGGAAAGGCAGUGGUCUGAGCUGAAAACCAAGGAAAAUGAGCAUGUGAAGGAAACAAAAAGGUUAAAAUCACACAGUGCAAGACUAGAGGAACAGAGUGAAGAACUGGAAAAGAAAACAAUGAAACUAAAACUAAACAGGGUAAAGAUACAGGAGCUAGUCAGUGGGCUUGAGCAAAACCAAACAGCUGUAGAUAAAUGUGCAGUAACCAUGGCAACUAUUAGUAACACACUCAAGAUGAGCCUUGGAUUAAAAACAAAAGAGCUGAAUGAGAUGAUGAAUAAAAAGAUGGAACAAUUAGAAAUGAUGAUGUCUGACAUUGAACGAGAACAAAGGGGUUUGAAAAACACACAGACCGACCUCCUGAAGACAAAGGAACAAACAGACAUUCUGUUGACUGAGAUUAACAAAGAGAAAUCAUACAUUAAAGGUCUGAACAUACAGGUUCAGACACAGAGGAACAAUCUUAAAGAUGUGAUCACACACACAGCAGAGAGAACUUCAGCAGAGAGAGAAGAACUGGAGAGUUUAAGGAAUGAACUUGAUGAGAGGAAAGAAACAUUUGAAUCUGCUUUGAACAGCUUCAGUAAAGAACAGGACAAACUUCAUCAACUCAAGACACGUCUUGACAUGGAAAGACAAGAACUCCAAAGUGAGAGAGACAAAGUGAAGACUGAAGUUGACAGGAUUAAAGUCAGAGAAGAUCAGUUCAUGAGUAGAAUCCAGUUGACACAACAACAGAUCGGUGAAUUCAAAGAACUGAAUCAUAAGAUAUGUAGUGAGAUCAAUCACAAAGUGGAGUUAAUAGACCAAAGGAGCAAAGAAACACAGAAAUUAUCUUCGAUACUAGAACAAAAAUGUGCAGCUUUUGAUUCACAGAGAAACCAAUUAAUGAACUUCACUGAUGCGGUCCAGAAACAAGUGUGUGACACACAAAUAAUUCUAUCUAUCAUUACAAAACAAAGAGCCGACAUGACAACUCAGUGGAAAGAAGCAGUUCAGUCGGAAAAAAAACAGUUGGAGAAACUACAGUCGGAGCUGAAGGAGGAAAGACAUGGACUGAAUGAGAUAUUGAAUAAAAAUAAGAAGUUGGUUUUUGACAUGGAGCAACAAAAGGCACUGAUAGAACAAGAACGAUCAGGUCUGCAAAUCACAAAUACCGACGUUCUUAAGACGAGAGUCCAUGCAGAAAGUCUGUUGAAUGAGAUGAAGAGAGAGGAAUCCAACAUUAAAUAUCAGAAACUUCAGCUUCGGUCACUAAGAAACAAACUUCAGGAAGUGAUCAUCUCAGUUGUUUUGAAACAUAAACAACAAGAACAAAAGGAUGAUGAGCUCAAAAACCAAACAGAAGAACUCCAUGAAGUAGAAAAAAGGAUUUCAGAGGAAAGUCAGGAUCUUAUGGUUUUGAGAAAAGACCUUGAAAAUAAUACAGCGAGACUGUUUGACGAAAUAGACAGAGAGAAAUCCAACAUUAAAUAUUUAAACCAUCAGGUUCAGUCACAAAGAAACAAUCUUCAGAAAUUGAUCAACUCUAUGGCUUUGAAGGAUGAAGAGAGCGGGAGAAAAACUGGGGAACUCUUUGUCCCUAAAGACAUAACAAUGGCAGAAACUGCAGAAGUGGACAUUUCCAGAAAACGUCAUGACAGUACGGGACGAGUGACAGAACAGCAAAUGACCAAAGAAGUUCAGGAGGAACAAUUUUCCAAGCUAGAAUCUGGAGGAAUUGAACUUGUGGAUGUAAACAAGUCGCUCAAAGCUCUCAAAUCAGGACUGCAGUGUGGAGUCUUAAGGAUGAGGGAAGACAGGAAAGACAGAAUGAUCAACCUGGAGGAGAACGAGGACAAUGUACAGAAACUAGUCAGUAACCUUGAGCAAACACAAGCAGCUCUGGAUGCACACAAAUUCACCGUGACAUCCUACACUGAGACACUGGCAGGAGAAAAAGACGGUUUGGGAAAAGGCUUGUCAGAAAUUCAGACAUAUAAACUGCUGAANCAGAAAAAAUGUGACCUUUUACAUCAAGACAUACAACAAAAAAAAGAGAAGUGUGAAUUUCUAAGGAUUGAAAUGCAAAAGAAGAAAGAAGAAACAGACACACUGUUUGGUGAAAUAAACAGGGAGAAAACCAGUGUUUAUUAUUUAAAACUGCAGCUACAAGAGCAAAAAACCAAAUUUGACAGUGUGAUUGACUCCAUGGUUUUGAAACUGAAGCAGCAGCAGCUAAAGGAUGAAAAGAUCAGGAGAAAUAGCCAAGAACUGCUAAACCAGCAGGAAAUCAUUUUGGUAGAAAGAAAAGACCUGGAUCUCCUGAAAGAGGACAUCAACGUGAAAAGAACUGAGAUGGAAGCAGCUGUGAACGACCUCAGGGCAGAGAGAGAGCAGCUGAAUCAGAUCAAGGAAAAUACAGAAAAGGAGAGAGGACUUCUAGAGAGUGGAAGGAAGAGACUGGAAGAAGGUUGGACUGAGUUCAAGAGACAAACACAAGAAAUCCAGACGUACAGGACCAGAGUUUUGGAGCAGAAAGAGGAACUGGACAAUUUCAGAAAGGACGUCAUUUAUAAGAAGGAAAAGUAUGAAUCUGCUUUGAGCAGCAUGAGUGAAGACACAGAAAAACGUAAUCAGGCGAGGAUCUGUCUUGAUAUAGAGAGACAGCAACUCCAAAGUGAACGAGGUGAAGUGCAGGCGGUAACAUCAGAGGUUAAAGUGAAAGAGGAUCCACCCCUGAGACAAAUACUGUCCAUCAACACACUGUUUGGGAAAUUGAAGGAUUUCAGUGCAAAGACAAAUAUGGACUUAAGAGAGAAAAUGAAGCAUCUGGAGCAAAACAGCAAAACCACAAAGACGUUGUCCUCAGCAUUAGAGCAAACGCUUGCCAACUUUGAUUUACAUAGAAAUACAAUAUUAGAGUCCACUGAUCUGGUCCAAGGUGUAAGGACUGAUCUAAGAGAGGUUUUGUCAGAUAUUGUUACAGAAAGGAAGACCUUGAUCAGAGAGCGUAAGGAGGAUUGUCGCCUGGAAAAACAACAUUCGGACAAACUGAAAGCUGUGAUCGAGAAACACAUCCAACAACUGGGACAAGAACUAAGACGUUUGCAAAUCACAAAGACUCAGUGGCAAGAGACGAUAGAACAUACACACAGGAUGAUGCAGGAUGCGAUUAACUUGGUGGUUUUGACACAGGCGGGACAAAAACAAAAGGAUGAAGAAAUCAAAAAACAAACUCAAGAACUACACGCCCUGAGGAACAAUAUUUUGGAGGAAAAGGAAGAAGCAGAAGUGAUGAGAAAAGGAUUUGAAGCUUCCUUGAACAGCCUCAAAGAGGAAGGUGAAAGGUUCAGUAGGAUGAAGGCAGAAUUUGAACAAGACAGAGAAAUGCUGUUGAAGGAAAAGAACAGAAUGAGGGGACAAUGGUCUGAGCUCAGAACAAAAGAAAAUAGAAUCGUCGCUGUGAUGACAUCAUUAAACACUUUCAAAAUUAGACUGCAGCAGGAAAAUGAAAGGCUGAGUGCAGCAAUGAAAAACAGCAUCACAAGACUGGAAGAAAACAAGAACAAGAUACAGCGCACGGUCAGUGUUGUGGACCUUAGUCAAGAGGUAGUGAAUGUACACCAAGCUACAUUAGCCUUUUACCAUGAGGAACUUGCAAAAGAAAUGGAAAGUUUGAGAAAUGUUUUUUCAGAAAUUGCCAGACAAAGAGAGGAUAUGGAAAAACACGCUGUGUCGGAAAAGAGAAAUCUAGAAAAAGUACAAGCAGAGUUGGACGAAAAGAGAGAAGAUCUGACUAGAACCAGUGAAACAGUGAAGCAGGAAAAACAGAGCUGGGGUCAGAUGAAGUCUGACAUCCAAAAACAAAGUGAACUAUUAUUCCGUAAUGUAAAGGAUUUAAGAAAGAAGCUGGAAAUCAUGAAGGGAGAGAUGGAAAAUAAUCUAAAUGUUUCCGUCAAACUGUCUGACCAGAUGAAGAGAGAAAAAUCAAACCUAGAAGAAUUUAAACUUCAGAUUCAGGAUAAAAGAAAAAUAUUUUAUAAUGUGACUGAGAGGCUGGUAUUGAAACAGAAAGAGCAAGAGCUAAAGGAUGACGAGAUCCAAAAAAUAACUCGAGACUUGGAAACUAAGCAGAAAUUAAUUGGUGAUGUAGACACGAGAAGAACUGAGGCCGAAGCUGCUCUGGAUGACCUCAGAGUGGAGAAGGAACGCUGGCGUCGGAUAAAGGCAACCAUAAACGAGGAGAGAGAAAUACUCAAGAAUAAGAAGAACGAGAUAGAAGAACAGUGGACUGAAAUCAAAAGGCAAAGUGAAGAAAUUCAAACUCACAAGAACACUGUUCUGGCAGAAAAAGGAGAAUUGAAAAUUCUGAGAAAUGUUGUUCGUCAUAGGAAAGAGCAGUUAGAAUAUGCUCUGAGUAACAUCACUGGAGAAAGGGAAAAACUUCAUCAGGAGAAGACUAGUCUUAAAAUAACAAAACAACGACUUGAGGCAGAAAGAGGUGAAGUGCAGGAGGAAUUGUCCAGUGUUAGAGACAGAGAGGAUCAGCUGAAGAGGAAAAUGCUGUCCAUCCAAACUCUAACUGCAAAACUGAAGGAACGUGGAGACAUGGAAGAAAAAGCAGAGCGAUUGGAGCAAAGGAGCAAAGAAACGCACAAACUGUCUUUUGACCUGGAGCAGAACAUUGCCAAUUUUGAUUUACAGAGAAACCAGACAUGGGUUUAUAAGAACAUUGUCCAGAUUAAAACGUCUGAGCUCAAAGAUUUGAUGUCAGAAAUAAUGAAACAGAAAAGGGACAGGGAAUAUCAACGGAUGGCAGAUCUUCAGCUGGGAAAACAUCUGAACAGGCUCCAAACAGAGCUGAAUGUUGACAGAGGAGAACUGAAUGAGACAGUGAACAGAAGCAAGGUGAUGAUGUCUGUCAUGGAGCAACAAACAGAACUGCUAGACCGAGGCCUGAGAGGUCUGCAGGUUAUAAAGAGUGAGCUCCAAAAGACACAAGUACAUGCAGGUACUUUAUCUGUUGAGAUUGACAGACAGAAAUCCAGCAUCAAGAGUCUGAACCUUCAGAUUCAGAACUUUAAAAACAAACUUCUGGUUGUGAUUGACUCAGUAGGUUUGAAACAGAAAGAAGAAGAACUGAAGGAUGAGGAGAUCAGGAGGCAAACUGAAGAACGUCAGUCUCUGGAGAACAAAGUUUCUGAACAGGCUGGAGAACUGGACCUUUUGAAAAGGGAAAGAUUGUUGAUGAAAUGUUUUAUGAAGCAACAAACAGAACUAUUAGAUCAGGAAAAAAGAGGUUUGCAAGUCACAAACGUUGAGUUACACAACACACGAGAACAUGCAGAACAUCUGUUUAAUGAGAUUGAGAGACAGAAAUCCAUCAUGACAGACUUAAACCUUGAAAUUCAGUCACAGAAAAAUAAACUCCAGGGUGUGAUUUACUCAAAACAGAAAGAAGAAGAACUGAAGGAUGAGGAGAUCAGGAGGCAAACUGAAGAACUUCAGUCGGUGAAGAACAAAGUUUCUGAACAGGCUGGAGAACUGGACAUUUUGAAAAGGGAAAGAUUGUUGAUGAAUUCUGUCACCAGCCAACAGACACAACUAUUAGAACAGAGACGAGGUGAUGUGCAAGUCACUAAGGCAGAGGUGCAAAAGACACAAGAACAUGUGGGACAUCUGUUUGAUGAGAUUGACAGACACAAAUCCGACCUUAAAGAUCUGAACUUUCUGGUUCAGUCACACAGAAAGAAACUUCAGGAGGCCAUUUACUCUGUUGGUCUGAGACAGAGAGAACAAGAAGUAAAGGAUGACGAGAUAAGAUGGGAAAAAGAGGAACUACAAAGACAGAAGAUGAGUGUUUGGUCAGACAGAGAAGAGCUGGACAGUAAGAGACAUUGGAUAGAAAGAAAAAAGGACGAGCUGAGUCUAAUGAAUGCAGAACUCGAACAAGAAAGGGAAUUACUAAUGGACGAACGGAAGAGAAUGGAAGGACAAUGGUCUGGUUUGAUGAUAAAGGAAAAUAAACUAAGGAAUGAAAAUGCCUCAUUAGAAGCUUUUAGAACAAGACUGACGGAGCAAAAUCAAAAGAUAAAAGAAGACCUGGAAAACAAAACAGCCAGAAUAAAACAUAGCCAGGACAGUGCAGUGAAGAUAGUCAGUGUUCUGGAGCAAAGUCAAAAGGCUCUGGGUGAACACAGAGUAACAAUGACAUCAUGCACUGACACACUUGAAAAGGAGAGACAUGGUUUAAGGAAAAUGUUGUCUGAAAUUGUCAGACAGAGACAGGACACAGAUCAUCAGCUGAAUUCAGAGACUGUGUUCAACAAGGCACGUCAGGAGGUAAAGGCUGAAAAAAGGGAGACCACAGAGGACAUGAGGGAAAUGGUGAUCAAAGCAAAACAGGUCUUGGAUCAGAGGAGGUCAGACAUCCAGAGACAAUGUGACUGUCUUAAAUUUGGUAUAAAAAGGGAAAAGAAAAAUAUGGAAACCAUAAGGACUGAAAUACAAAAGAAAAAGGAAGACACCGACACACUGCUUGAUAUGGUAACUGCUCUGAAGAUUUAUAUUCAGGAACAAAAGAGCAACAUCAACAAAUCGAUGAGCUCAUUUGUCUUAAAACAAAAAGAGCAAGAACUAAGAGAAGAUGAGAUUCAGAGAAAAACUGAGCAGCUACAAAGACAGAAGGAGACCAUUAGGAAAGAAAGAGAAGAACUUGACGUCAUGAGAAAGGAUCUCAAUGAGAGGAACAAAGACCUGGACGGUGUGAAUCAGAUGCUGCAGUUGCUUUGGCCUGGUAUCACAGUGACAUCGAAGAGCUUAGCACAAGAUGUUCAAGAGAAAACAGGGAGUUUCCGAAUCAAAAAUGUUGAACUGAUAAAUAAGAUGAGGAAUACUGACGUUCUACUUGAUAAGAUCCAACAAACCAAAAUAAAAAUGGAAGAUCUGUCCGUCCGUUUUCAGGCAGAAAGUUGCCGGUUUAAAAACGCAUUGCAAACAUUUGCACAGAAACAGCAACAGACCCAAAUUGCAGAAGUGGAGUUCACCAAGAGGAGUGAGGUGGAGCUACAUGACCCAGACGCUGGAAAACAGAAGGACAUCAUCAGCAAAGAGAGUCACCAUUUCUUAAAGCUUGAUACAUUAGAAGAGAAAGAAACGCUUGGAAGUGAAACGGGCCGAGAAGAUUCAAUGACUGAGGAAGAAACCAAAACAGGUAGAGUAGAAGGAAAACUCAAAGAGCUUGAAGCGCGGAUGAGGGGAAACAUAAGCCAUCGAUUAAAUAUGUUGGAACAGAGCAAAACAUCCAUUCAGAGGUGGUGCAGUAUACUGGAACAAAAGACCAAAGAAUUUCAGAGACAGAAAGAACAAAUUGCUUGUUGCACGGAGCUGCUAGGGAGAGAAAAGGAAGGUCUGAUGAGUGUGCUGACAGAUAUGGUCCAACGCAGAGAAAAGCUGAAAAGUCAACAGACACGACUUGAACAAAUGAAGGCAGAUCUGAAACGAGAGAGAGAUGAUCUGGGUGAAGCAAAUACUUUGAUUAAAGAAGAGAAAAUCAAGUUAAAACUGGUCAAAUCCGACAACAUGAAGGAAACGGAACGAAUAGAACAAGAUAAAAUUCACCUACAAGAGGAAAAGGACAAGCUUGAAGCAGCUGUGAUGGAGGUUCAAAUGAAACAUCAACGUGUUGACAGUCUUUAUCAUGACAUGAACCAAGAAAAGCAAAAAUUGCAGGAAAUGAAAAUUAAUCUUGAAAAAGUCAGGGAUGGAUCUGAGAGUCAUCUGUCCAAAGUUCUUAGCACCAUGAUGGAUGUCCGAGCAAAACUGAAAGUAUUGAAUCGAAGAACAAGCGACUUUAAUAUGAUGGUGAAUAACAUGGAGCACAAAUGUAAAGAUGUGGUUCGUAUGAUUUCAGAGUUGGAACUCAAGUGUACUGACUUUGAUUCACAUAAAAAUGUGAUCGCUGGAUUUUAUGAACAUAUGAUAAAUAAGAAAUCACAGGCUGUGACACGUGAGCAGGCAGUUCAAACAGAAGAUGUUCCACGAGAACGUCCAUCAGAGGGCGAUGUCACCAGGCAGGCCAUAAAUAAAGACACACUGACAAAGGAUGACCACAAGGAUAUGCAGGUGCAUUCCCUUCAACUGGAAAAUGUUGCCAUAGUAACAGAGGAUGUGGACAAUAAAACAGGACACAGAUAUCCUACACGGUCGAUGGGAGAGCAACGUGACAAUGCAACAAACGUUAUGUCAAAGAGAGAGACUCUGAGGCAGAUCUGGAAGGACACUAAGAAAGAGCGGAAGGAGAUUGAUCGUAUGAUGGACAGAGGUCAAGAAAUGAAAAACAAUUUGGAAAAAAGACUUGAGGUGAUCAAUAGGUUUGUUAAAAGAACAUGGUUACAGAAAGAUAAGGAACCACAAAAGACAAAGGUGGAACGAGGAUCAGUUCAGAGCACACCAUCAACCAGCUACCAGGAGAGAUGUCCCCAACUGAUUGAUGAAAAAUAUGCAGAACUUCAGCAGCUGAAGGUUGAGAUGCUCAGGAAUAUUGAGAAACUCCACAUCAGAGAGACAGAAAGGAUGAGCGACAAAGCCAAUCAGACAUCACAAGUGGAUUUAACCUCAGAGCACUGGGCAGGAUGGACAGAUCAACCAGCCUCUCAUGAGCAAACUGUGACAGCGUCAGAAGCUCCGGGCAGACUCCUGAGUCAGCUCUGCCAUUACUGCAGCCGCUGCUGCUGCUCCUGCUGUGCCUGUUGUAAACAAGUUUGUUCGGAGGAGCAAUGAAACCAGGAACAAAUGAUCAGUGAUCCAUUGAAAUGAUUGAAUCCAUAAGGUCUUUUCUCUAAGCAGUGUACUUGUAAGACAGAAAUGCAGUCCUUACGCAUCUGUGACUAAAACUUCAAGUUAACAUGGUAUCAAUAUAAACCAAUGUGACCCAGGGUUAAGAAUUUAACUAGAGAGUAACAUGAUUUGAAUAUUAUAUUUUUUUUGUCCAGUGUUAAUUCUUCUUAAAAAUAUAUCUUAAUUAGUUAUCUUAUUUGUAAAGUUAUCUUAAAGUAAAACAGAGAAACAUUACUUUUGGCUCUUUGUAAAAACUGUUUUUUAAAAUGUUUUUUUUAAAAUGCAUUUAAAAACAAAAUAGAAAUGUCCAAUGUUUAAAACCUUUUUUCCUGCCAGUUACAGUCUCCUACAUCGAAACACCGUUUUCUGCAUAUUAAACACUCUCCUAAUAAACAGGAAUAAACUUAGUCAGUUAAAACAAAACAUUCUAAUAUAUAAUAUUUUAAUGUAUUAGAUCAGUGGUUCUCAAACCAAUAGGCUGCCCAACUUUAUAUUUCAUUAAACAGUAUCUUUGGAUUUUAUAACAUAAAUUGGCAUCAUAACAAAAA
Messenger RNA from Cynoglossus semilaevis (tongue sole), 16948 nucleotides. Its product is annotated as centromere protein F-like. The transcript is spliced from 5 exons. The record is from RefSeq and is a predicted model, not a curated record. The coding region runs from base 1554 to 16343 and encodes 4929 amino acids. Lineage: Eukaryota; Metazoa; Chordata; Actinopteri; Pleuronectiformes; Cynoglossidae.